AUGAGGACUCUCAAGCUUCAGCUCGACUAUGUUCUGGCGAAGAACAUUCCUCAGUCAGAUAUCCGAAAAUCUAGAGCUGUUUGGGACGCUGCGUUCGACUCUGACCACCGUCCAGUUCUUCUCAGCUUCAAGAUACGGUUCCACAAGAGAAACAGAGGAGUUCCUCUUCAACCGCAAAUCGACAUGGCAAGUCUGAAAGACGAUGAAUGCAGAACAAAAUUCCGCCAACGUGUGUCUAUUCAUGUUGGAGUACGGGCCAGGAAGAAGCUUAACGAUGCGGAUUACCUCACAAAGUGCAUCUAG
This is a messenger RNA of Necator americanus (New World hookworm), 303 nucleotides long. RefSeq lists its product as uncharacterized. Lineage: Eukaryota; Metazoa; Nematoda; Chromadorea; Rhabditida; Ancylostomatidae. The record is from RefSeq and is a predicted model, not a curated record. The coding region runs from base 1 to 303 and encodes 100 amino acids. The transcript has a single exon.